CUCGGGAAAUGUUUGAAAUUACAGUCUAGCAAAGUCACUUUUUUAUUGCAGCAAAUAGCAUAUAAAAGAUAUAUAGUGUUUGAAUUCAAACAUGACUACGAUGUGGCAGCAAGUGUUGGCUAUAGACGCUAAAUACAACACUUACAGAACGCCGAAUAAUCCCCAAUUUAGAACAUUGUACAUUCGAAGAAGAAGCCAGCUACUGAGAGAAAGCGCCAAGGCUGGGUUUGAUCCCCAGCUGAGAAAGCAGUAUCUAAAACAGAGAAUGCAGCUCCUGACUGACAAGUAUGGUGCAAGUAUCUCACUCUCAGAUCAAAGUGGUAGCCUGUGGAGCAGAAGUGCAAGUGUUCGAGGAAGCCGCACCAAUCUAGACAUGCUUGAUGAUAGCCUGAGUGAGAUCCGUACCCACCGUCGUCAGCACAGCCGUGGCUCCUCCAGUAAACUGGACCUGAUGGUAGAGGAUCAGGCUAGACUGGUUCCCACCAGAGAAGCUGGGGCUAGCAAAGCUAUGGCAGGAGGGACUUCGCUCUCAGAGAACUAUGCAUUCACUGGUAUGCAUCAUAUAUUUGACCACCAUCAACGGGCAGUGACUGCAGUGAAGUUUGCUAAUGAUGACAAGUCAAGGAUAGCCUGCAGCUCACUAGAUAAGACCAUCUCCAUCUGUCAGGUGUUGCCUUCACCCGCUACAGUGGUCUGUGUGUUAAAGGGACAUACCAAAGGAAUCACAGAUUUUAGUUGGUCUUUGUCCAACGACCUCAUCCUGUCAUGUUCUCUGGAUGCAACAGCUCGUCUAUGGGUUGUGAGCAGUGGGGCCUGUGCUCGUACAGUCACCGAUCCCCAGCGUGCCCCUCUACAUGCAUGCUGCUUCCAGCCGCUCAAUAACAACAUGGUGGUUACGGGCAAUACCAGAGGUCUGAUACAGGUCCUGAAUGUUUCCACAGGGAAACCUACCAAGGGCGGUCAAGGGAAACUGACCGGUCAGGUGCUAUGUCUGGCAUUCAACGAUUCAGGUACCCUUCUGUGGGGUGGAGAUGAUAAGGGUGUAAUCUCAUCGUUCCAAUAUGACAUGGCUACAGGCAAACUCACCAAAGGAAAGAGAUUGGUUGUAUGCGAGGGGAGUCCCAUCACCUGUAUAUCAUUCCGAGCCUGGGUAUCUAGGGAAGCGAGGGAUCCCCUUCUCCUCAUCAACUGUGCUGUCAAUCAACUAUGCCUUUACAAGAUAACAAGCAGUGACGGUGAGGUGAGUCUGAAGAAGACAUUUUCCAUCAAGCAUCGCAAGGAGACCAUCCGGAGCUCAUUCUGCCCUCUCAUGUCAUUCAGAGAGGGAGCGUGUGUGGUGACUGGCAGUGAGGACAUGAGCGUGUACUUCUUUGACAUAGAACGUAAAUUAAAGCCAUGUGUGAACAAGCUCCAGGGUCACUCUGCUCCUGUAAUGGGUGUGAGCUUCAACUAUGACGAGAGUCUGCUUGCUACAUCAGAUGCUGAGGGUUUGGUGAUUGUUUGGAAGAGACAACAAGAUGAAGGAGCUCCAAUUCUUGUUGAACAGACAUGAUGGCUCAAGAUGGCACCAAAAUCAAAGAAUCGAAAUGAACUUUCUAUCUUAGAUGACGACAGACAGAUCCUUGGAUUUCUCUGAGAGAUUGUGGGGCUGGCUUCAUGUACUGGGAAUAUCGCACUAUAGCAUUGAUAAUUGUACACAGGCAUAUGUGUUUGAUUAGUCUUGGCAAGCUAUAAAUCUGCCAUGACGUCAUUGUUCCGCCAUCCUAGAGGCUGAGGUCGUUGCCUUGCAUACGGAUAUGCGCUGGUGAUCUUCAGCUUGCUAGCACAUCUUUGACAAAUCCGUAUCCGCUGAAGAAGGGCGCUAUGAUUUUAUGACGUCAUAUGCAUACAGCAGAAUGUGACAAUGUGCUUCAGUGCAUGGGUAAAUGCAAAAGGAAGUUUUGUCACUGGGAGGUUGCUUGAAUAUGCUUGAUGAUCUGUCAGUCACUUCUGAGUGCUGGAUCGUUGCCUCUGAUGAGGAUAUGGAUGUUACCAUUAAUAAUUCUAUGGGUGCUAUCUAUCGCCUUAUGUUAUUGAAACUAGUGUUUAGCAUUUACCCGAAUACAGGUAACUAUAUGAAAUUCUAUUUUGAAUCUUUAAUUAAUAAGACGAGUAGGAUUCGAUUCUUGACAUUCAAUAGCUGAGUAGUUUCAAUUAUUCAUUAUUUAAUUUUUCUGAUAUUAGAAUAUCAAAAUAGCUGUCUGUGUGUUUUCCAGGUUUGAACAGUGGGGGCAUGCAUAUUAAAAAGAUAUACAUUCUAACCUAUUUACAUAUAAUUUUGUGGGGAGAGAGUAUUACAAAACAGUAACGAUUAUAAUGAGAUGAUUAUCUGGGUUAUUUAAUUGAACAAGAUGUCCAACAAAAGAUUUUGUUUUCUCUGAUAACCUGAACUCACUUUUUGUACCAUGUGCAAUAGAAUUGAAAAGAAGCUGUAAGAGAAAUUCUUAGAUUCCUUUUUCUGUUCCAUACUAGUACAAAAUUAUGACCUUAUAACUUAAAAAUGCUUUGAAUUGAUGAUAUACUCAAUGAGAAUUAUAUCUGAAGUUUAUAUUGAUACCAUGCAAGUCUGCCACACAUUGACAAAAGAAGGCAAAUGACAAAAAUGUAAUUUCUUAUUCAAAAACAUCUCUGUGAUUUAUCUAGAUGCCAAUCCAUUAGCAUGAUGUGUAACCAAACACAUCUUACAGUGAAUCAGGUGCGUGUUUCAUAAAGACUUGUUAUAAUAUCAUAUGCCCACUUUCUAAUAAUAAGUUUAAUAUCAGCCAUUCAAUUUGAAGGAUUUCAGUAGCUUUAAACUCUGAUUAUUAUAACAAGUUUUAUGCAACGGGCCCCUUGUGCCUGUGUCAUAAAUCUGUUAUAUACAAAUUUGCAAUAACAGUUUAAAGCUACUUAAAUCAUUCAAUUUGAUUGUCUUAAGGCCACCGCACACCUUAAGAUUGGUCUGCAACCCGAUUUCAGAAUAAAAUGUAGUAGAAUUCGAUGCUAAAAUUGAGACUGGGAAUAUCUUCCUGUGUAAUGUUCUAAAUCAUCGUACGAAUACCUAUGAUCAAAUCUCUGACUAUGCUAUCAUCCUUCUUAGAAUAAAAGCAAAUUUAUUAUCUAGUUGUAAUGAUGCAGUCGUACGAUUAGCUAUGAUUUGAAAUUUGGCCUUAACUCCGAAAAAAAAAGGCUUGCAAUCUUUCAAAAUGGUUAUACUAGUAUACUAGACAGAUCCU
Lytechinus variegatus (green sea urchin) is the source of this 3254-nucleotide messenger RNA. It is a transcript of the gene wdr13, whose product is annotated as WD repeat-containing protein 13-like. Gene Ontology annotation, molecular function: promoter-specific chromatin binding; protein binding. The transcript is spliced from 14 exons. The coding region runs from base 92 to 1552 and encodes 486 amino acids. The record is from RefSeq and is a predicted model, not a curated record. NCBI's taxonomy places the organism in Eukaryota, Metazoa, Echinodermata, Echinoidea, Temnopleuroida, Toxopneustidae. Gene Ontology annotation, cellular component: nucleus.